UUUGAAGGAAAAAAAGAAAAAGAAAAACAAUACAAUAGUAUCACUAGAGUCUACGGCGUUACAAAUACUAGUAGGCUGAGUCACCGAACCCACAAUCUCGCCGGCGGUCAUCGGAAAUUUUACUAAAUGCAGAAUUCCGAUAACGUUCGCGACCUUCCGAUCGAUAUAGCUUUCGCACGUCUUGGCGAAUGGCUGGUUGAUCGGAAAAGAAUACCAUCAGAUUGGAGAAAAAAAGUGGCGGUUAUCAAAUCAAAGAUUUCAACUGCUUUUCAAUCUCUUCCUAAAGAUAUUCAUCCUUUUUUCCAAACCCUAGAGCUUGAUGGGAUUGGAUACUUGGAAGCUAAAAAAAUAUAUGACAUACUUUUGAAAUCAACUUCAGAAAGCCGCAAUAUUUUCGGCCGGCUUUCGGGUGAUGCUGGUGCUUGGGAGGCAAUCGUGCGAGCUUACGAAAAGGACCAUUUGUUCCUUGGGGAGGCUGCUCAGAUUAUGGUCCAAAAUGUGAACUAUGAAAUCCCGUAUCAUAAAAAGCUCAUUCAGAGGACACAACAACAGCUUGCUGAGCUAGAAAGAAAGGAAACUGAUAUCAAAAGAAAUGCAGCUCUUUCAGCUGCUAAGUAUGCAGAGGCAUGCCAGGAGCUAGGAUUGCAGGGAAUCAAUGUGAAGUCGGAAUUGUUGGAAACUGCAUCAAGUUCACUACCCGUCACGUUUAGCAACUUGCUAGAAGUUUUGAAAUGUGAUUCCGUUUCACGGGCUAUUGAAUAUUAUUCCAAUUUUGUUAGAGAUGCUCACACAGAAAAAGAUAAAGUUCCAGAGACGGUAUUACCAAAUUUGAGGGAUAUCAUUGAUAAUCCCCCAAAUCUUGAAGUUUAUGUAGCUUCAGAAGCACUUACUUCUGUGAAUGCUCAAACAAACCCCAAUGAACCAAAUCUGUCGACUUUAGAAGCUGAUCUCGCAGCUGAUAGCAUUGACUGGGAUAUUACUUUAGAUAGCUCACAGAUCGAUUGGGAUAUUGGCACGGUGGAAGAAGAUGGUGGUAAUGGAUUAGGUUCCUAUGAAAUUGUCGAUGCCAGUGAGAUUCCACAAGGUGCUCUAAAUGAUGGGGUGGACCCUGAUGAGAUUAAUAGAGAAAAUAUGGUGACAGAAAUCUCUUGGGAUAUCAGUGUUGACAAUCCUGAAGUUGAGUUGGCUCAAGAUAGUGCUUCAACAAACAUAAUUCAAGGAGAAGAUGCAUCAGGGAUAAAUGUUUUUAAUGAAAGUCAAAGAUCCAGCCAAGUCAGGAGCCAGCUUUUGGAGACGGAGUAUAGGAGUAAGAUUCUUGAUGAUAUGUUUGAGAUCAAAGCUUUUCUUAAUCAAAGAAUUAUGGAGUUGACAAAUACAGAGACGUUGUCUUUACAACAUCAAGUUCAAGCAGUGGCUCCCUUUGUGUUGCAGCAGUACACUUCUGAUGCUAUCCAAUCAAUGCUGUCUGAUGUCUCCUCGGCCAUUUCCUUGCUCACAAAUAGGAAAACAAGAGACCUUAUUAUGAUUCUCAACUCGAAAAGAUUUCUAGAAAGAUUAGUGAGCACGUUGGAAGAAAAGAAGCAUCAUGAGGCAAAGUUGAAGGAAGGGUUAAGUGAGUUGGUUAUUAAACGCAUGGAGCUACAAAACUCACUAUCUUCGGUGUGGCCUAAACAAGAAGCAGCAGUUGCAAAAACAAAGGAGUUGAAGAAGCUUUGUGAAACUACACUUUCAUCUAUGUUUGAUGGAAGGCCUGUAAAGAUUAUCGGAGAAAUUAACAGCAUGUUGAGUAACGCUGGUGCCUGAAACAUACUCUUUUGUUUUUCUAGUUAAUAGCUAGUUUUGUUAAUUAGUACAAUUUAAGCGUUUCGUUUCUCCAAGUAUCAGAUAUUGCCUUAAAAGCGAUGCUGAUGUGUGUUCUAAACAGGCUUGCUGACGUACUUUUAACUUAUAAUGUGUGGUUGUCACGUUGCUUUUAUCGUAUAAAAAGAGAGCCCAUUCACAGCAAA
Molecule: messenger RNA, 2006 nt
Organism: Erigeron canadensis
Lineage: Eukaryota; Viridiplantae; Streptophyta; Magnoliopsida; Asterales; Asteraceae
Product: CDK5RAP3-like protein
Exons: 10
Coding region: 127-1803 (558 amino acids)
Biological process (GO): regulation of cyclin-dependent protein serine/threonine kinase activity; regulation of mitotic cell cycle
Cellular component (GO): endomembrane system
Source: RefSeq, a predicted model, not a curated record